This is a messenger RNA of Chlamydomonas reinhardtii, 5261 nucleotides long. RefSeq lists its product as uncharacterized. NCBI's taxonomy places the organism in Eukaryota, Viridiplantae, Chlorophyta, Chlorophyceae, Chlamydomonadales, Chlamydomonadaceae. The record is from RefSeq and is a predicted model, not a curated record. The transcript has 4 exons. The coding region runs from base 127 to 4362 and encodes 1411 amino acids.
ACAGGACUCUUACAGCCCUGGCUCGCGUUCUGGCUCACGUUCAGUGCUUUCCUGACAUAGCUCCUUGUCGAGACUUCCUUGCAUUCUCAAUAGUCUCGCAGUGAUGAAUAAUAUCAGUUAGCUUUGAUGCCUGGCCUUAUACCAGCUUGGAGAGCGCUCUCGCGGGUGCUUUUGCUCCUGGGCGUCGUGCUUCAUGUCUUUCCUGCAAGCGGUGCUCCUGCUUCACCUGAUAAAUGGGACUCAGAUGCCAUCUACAGCUCAGGCGGAAGCUCGACAAGCCUGCCGCGCCUGCUUGAUGACGCCCCCUGCGCACGUUACACAGCGGAGGACGUCAGCCCCAUCCUGCUCAGCCCAGGCGCGCUAAGAGGCGCCGCGGGGGGUGUUGCAGGGUAUGUCACGUUGCGCUCAGCCGCGCUGCACCGCAGCCGUGCCAGCCCACUACGAGUGGACGUCGCUAUUACCCACCCGGACCUGCAUUUUGCCAGCCCACGGCGGGAGCCGGUUGAUGACGAUAGCGGCAGCAGUGGUGGCAGUAGCAGUAGCAAUGCUGGCAGCGGUGGUGGCAGUAGCAGUAGCAGCCGCGGCGCAAACGUGCGCGCCCGCCUGCUGACUCGUCUGCCGCUCAAGUACGACCCGUUGCGCAUCGGCGCGGGCGGGGGCGCCGGCGGGGGCAGCGGAGGUUGUGACUUCGGCGAUGGCGAGGAUGAAGAGGCGGCCGACCUCUCUGCCGGCUCAGGCUGGGACGGCAUUGCCGCCAGCGCCAGCGCCGGCGCGUUGGUGAAUGACACCGGCAGUAGCAGUAGCAGAAGCAGCAACAGCAGCAGCGCAGGCAGUAGCAGCAUGCCUGUGUCGGCGGCGGUGGGCUGCGGCGCACGGCGCGCGAGUUUGGAGCUGCCGCUGCCACCGGCCAUGUUUGAGUGCUCGGCGGAGGCGGAGCCGGGGGCGCGGGCGCUCUUCCUCCUUGUGCAGGUGGAGCUGGGCACGCAGGCUUGCGGCAGCGCCGCAAGACCAGAUUACGCGGGUGUUACUGCCGCCGCUGCGGCUGCGGCGGCUGCGGGCGCUACAGCCAGUGCCAGCGGCGGCACGCGCUGCACCUACGUCAUGCUGACUGCAGAAUGCCGCCCGGAUACCUGCACACCCACUGGCGGUGCUGGCAGUAGCAGCGGAAGCAGCCGCGGCAGCAGCCGCGGCAGCAGCCGCGGCAGCAGCAGCGAGGUGGAGAUUUGGGACGGGGAGGCGUAUGAGGAGGAGGAAGAGGCGGAGGAUGCAAGGCCGGGCUCGGUCGGGGCCGCUGCGAGGGCUCGGCGAGGAGUGGGCGUGGCGCGCCCCGCCGGUACCAAACUGCCGCUGCCGCUACCGUUACUGGCGUUACUGGUCGGGGCAGGCGCCGCCUGCUUGGCAGGCUUCGUGUUGCGCGGAGUCGACGGUCGCCGCGCUGUGCUACAGCCGCGGACAGCCACCACCACUGGUGCUGCAGCCGGCCCGGCCUCGGCUGUAGCAGCCUCAGCGACGCAGCGACUCGAUCUGCUCAGCUCCAUGUCUGGCAGUAGCAAUUCCCGCGGCGGUGCCACCGCCAACGCCAGCGCAGCCGCAGCCAUUGCCGCCUCUAAUGCCGCAGCCGAUGCUGCAGCUACAGCCAACGCGGCUGCUACAGUCGUGGCGGCGGGGCUCCUUCUGGCGCAGCGGCUGCGGGAGCUGGAGGCGGGGCUGGAGAGCUGCAGCGAGGCCACCGGCGAUGAAGCCAGUAGUGAAGCGGGCGUCAGCCAUCAUCGCGGCAGUAGCACUGCUACUGCUGCUGGCACUGCUGCUACAGCCGAUGGUUCAAACAGCCCGAGGUUUUACAGCAAAAGCCAGUCGCUCCUGGUGUCGCAGCCACUCGAGGCGCUGUCGCCGGCGGCGGCGGCGGCGCGAUCCGGGAUCGGAACAGGUGCGCCGCCGUCUCAGCCGCCGCUGGCGGCGCCGCCGCGAAGGCACAGGCUGUCGUCAGCAGGCGGCGCGGCAGCGGUGAAUGGGACCGGCGCAAUGCAGCAUUCCAAACCAGCCAGCCCCUAUGCUGGAACCCCAUUCGCUGGGAGCCCCUUCGCUGGAACCCCAUUCGCUGGGGUUCCGUACGCUGGAAGCCCCUACGCCGGCGCGCCACAAGGCGGCAACCCUUUCGCGAUGAGCCCGUACCAGGGGAGCCCGUACCAGGAUAGUCCGUACAACGACAGCCCGUACAACGGCAGCCCGCACGGCAGCCACACUUCCACCCCCAGGACCAGUUGGUACGGCCAAGCCGGCGGCAGCUUCGGCGGCGGUGGCGACUUCGCGGCAGAAGCAGGCGUGGCAGCGGCGUCAGCCGCCGCCACAGCAGCGGCAGCGGCAGCAGCAGCCCGGUGGUGGUCGAUCGCGCCGUCCGACGCACCGUCCGAGGCGCCGUCCGAGGCGGCCCUGCGGACGCACGUGGAGGGUAGCAGCAGCGGCAGCGACGGCAUUGGCGACAGCGAUGCCGAGAGCGCACGCGGGAUUCGAUUCGGGAGCGCGUCGCUGCUCACCGGAGCCCCGGUGCGGGUGCUUGCGCCUGCGCAGCGUUUCCAGCCUUCGGCGCUGCUGGAUCCGGGGCCCAACACGGGCAACAACAGGGGUGCGGGCAUGGGCAUGGGCGGCGCAGGCAGUGGCGGCGGUGGCAGUGGCAGUGGCGCAGGCAGCCUGGGACACGGCGGCCGCCGGCGCUUUCGAUCCAUGUGCACCAGUGACAGUGGCGUGCUGCGUGUGACGGCCACCGUGGCGGCGGCCCGGGGCCGCCUGCCCUCCUCGCAGGGGCAACUCACCCAGCCCGCCCACCACCGACCGCCGGGCCAGCUCACAGUCGCGGCUACAGCCGCCGCCACCGCCGCCGCCACAGAAGACGCGGCUGCUGCUGCCGGCAGCAUUACGGUUACGAGCGACCCGGACUCGGAUUGGGAACAGGAUGUCGCAGCGGUGGCGGCCAGCGCGGCGGCUACAGGAGCGGCAGACCGGCUGCAGCCCAUGCCACAGCACACGCCACAGCACACGCAGCAGCACACGCCACAGCGCCAGGCCGCAAUGCGGACCUCCAUGUCAGGCCCUCACGGACUGCCGCCGCGGCCGCGCGCCACGGAUCAAGGCCACCUUCCGCUGGUGGGGUGCCCGCCGGGUUCGGGUGGCGCCGGCGGGGGCCCGCCGCUGCAGCUGCUGCCGGACGGCCGCAGCCGCAGCCACAGCCACACCGGCAGCUGCCGCUUCACUCCAAUGGUGUGCAGCCCCGUGGGCAGUCCCGGCAGGCCCGCCCAGUUUGAUGGACCCCUCUUUCACCAGCACCACAUGCAGCAACAGCAGCAGCCGCAACAGCCGCAGCAGCAGCCGCAGCAACAGCAGCAGGAGAAUCGCGUGUCCCGCACGGGACUCAGGGGCACUGUGGCGUCGCGGUUCUCGAUGGACGCCGCAGCCACGGGCACAGCGGCAGCGGCAGCAGCAGCAGCGGGCACAGCCACAGCCACAGCCACAGCCACAGCCACAGCCACAGCGGCAGCAGGCACAGCAGCAGCAGCAGCGGGCACAGGUACAGCGGGCAUAGCAGCAGCAGCAGCAGCAGCAGCAGCAGCAGCAGCAGCAGCAGCAGCAGCAGCAGCAGCAGCAGCAGCAGCAGCAGCAACAGCCGCACCUAUCACAGGAGCAGCGGGCACAGGGGCAGCAGCAGCAGCUGCUGCUGCAGCAGUAGGACCGGCGGCGGCGUCCGCGGUCCGACCGCCUCCAGCCACAGGCACCCAGGCGCCCUGCAGCCCCGCUGCAGCGCCUGCAUCUGCCACGGCAUCUCCGGCGCGCAUCUCUCCGCUGGUGGCGCCGCCGCUGCAGCAGCUGCAGCAGCAGCUGGCGCAGCUGCCGCAGCUGAGGGUCCGCAGCACCACAACGCAGCAGCCACCGCUGCCUCACUCGCACCUGCACCCGCACGCGCAGCAGCGGCCGCCGGUGCCGUCCCUGCCAUCACACGGCCGGGUUGCGCUCUCCGCUGCAGCCUCGCCUGUGCACUCACCAACAGCACAAGCAGGCGCGUUUGCGGGUGCGGGCACGAGUGCUGGUGCGCGCUCGGUCCCUGGCUCGGCAACAUUGUACUCUGCUGUGCCCAACGCAUUUCCACCGUCAGGCGCGGCGGCAGCGGCCACUGUGGCGAGGGUGGCGGGCGGCCUGGCCUCCAGCUGUAGCAGCCCACGGCUGGCAGGUGUGGCGGCUGUAGCAGGUCCGGCGUUGGGUCGUGGCGAUGGGGCGCCUGUGUCUUCCGCGGCUCCCCCGCCUUUACUCGGUGGCCAGGGGGCCCGAAGCCGCCUAGCUCAGGAGGUGCUGCCGCGCGCAAGCGCGUCGUAGGGGCAAACGUGAUCAGCAGCCGCAUUCCGGCACCCCAUAUGAAUGAAUUCAAGGCGUCAAGAAGGGCCAAGCUGUGCGCGCAAACGCACAUUUGCAUCUGGGGCUCGUCUGGGUGAGGGCGAGUGACACGGUUGGCUGUGUUGGCUGCUGCGGAGCGGAGCUAGGCAUGGGCUGCUUUGUGAUUGUAGAAACACAGGGAUGUCCAUGCUUUGACUCACCCGAUUUGACACAGCAGUGCAUCACUGGAACUCGAAUACGGUCUAUGGCAAUGCAGGGACGCCAUAUUUGGGCAGUGGAUGGAUUAGUGCAGUGGUUUUGAGGUGGAUGUUUAUCACGCGCAUGUGUGGUGGCGCACUGCCGUAGUAGAUAUCUGGUAGUCGUAGUCGCAGGUUAGGCCCAGGGGGAUGCGCGCGGACCUUUUCGCAAGCAGAACAACUUACAUGCGUGUCAGGCAUUAACAGUUAUCAAUGCAGCUCUGCUCUGGUUUCUCUGACACGUGUGCUCUCAAGGGAGGUCUCGAAAUGCGCAAUCUAUCGUACGGUAAUCACGCCAUACAUGAACAUGCGUACAUCACACGCAUCAUAAGCUGCAGCAUGCCUGGCGCAAUGGCGCGCAACGAAUCAUCAGGUGUCAACUAACAUCAUCACAACAAAAUACAAAUCAUAAAUCAAGGUGCUAGAUAAAAGGCGGACGCCGGCGCCCGGCAUCCCGCUGCAUGAUGUACCGCACAGCACACCAGCUCAUCCUGCCACAAUCUUCUCCAGCUUACCUUGCAGUGGCUGCGCUGCGCAUUCGAGCGUUUGUAUGUACCUUGAAUCCUUGAUGCUAUGCGCCAACCAUGCAGCGAAGACGAGACUGCCUGACCAGCUAAUCUGCGAACGAUGUAAAGCACUCAGUCG